AUGAUCGCGGUGCGGCGGGUCGGGGCCUUCGGCUCCCAGACGUGUCCGAAGUCUUCAGACGCCAAGCGCACAGGCUGGGUGACCGUUGGUACCGGGCGCAAGGACAGCGCAAUUUCCCACGUCCUACUUUGCAAUGUAACUCAGCGGGUGUCAUUCUGGUUUGUGGUUACAGACCCUUCGGAAAAGCACACCCUUCCUGCUGUUGAGGUACAGGAAGCCAUAAGGAUGAAUAGGAACCGGAUCAACAAUGCCUUCUUUUUGAAUGACCAGACUCUGGAAUUUUUAAAAAUUCCUUCCACUCUUAUACCACCCACUGACCCACCUGUGCCCAUCUGGAUUAUUAUAUUUGGUGUGAUAUUUUGCAUCGUCAUAGUUGCAAUUAUACUAUUGAUUUUAUCAGGAAUCAGGCAACGUAGAAGGAAGGACAAAGGGCCAUCUGAAGUGGAUGACACUGAAGAUAAGUGUGAAAACACAAUCACAAUUGAAAAUGGCAUCCCAUGCGAUCCCCUAGACACAAAGGGAGGGCACGUUAAUGAUGCCUUCAUGACAGAAGAUGAGCGACUCACCCCUCUCUGAAGGGCUGCUGUUCUGCUUCUCUAAGAAACUCAAUACUGGCUUCUCUGCAACUGCCGAGUGUCACAAAUUAUCAAGGGCAGAUUAUGUAUUUUGUUUCACCAUUCUUCUUUUGUAAGAAAUUUUGAAUGUGCAUGAAAGUGAAAAGCAAUCAGUUAUUCCCCUGAAGACCACUGGAAUCAUAAACUGUUGAGUACUCAAAAUAUUCUAAAAUAUUUCUCUGAUGACACAGUGCGUAAGUGUAGUCAUGUGGCGUUUGUAGUUACUGAUUUAAAAAUGCUUUAGUAUUUAAGCAUUUCCAGAAAUCAGGUCAGGCCACUAUAUAUAUGUAUUUCUCAUUUUGAAGACCUAAGAAAAAUAUUUUUCCAGUGGAGAAUACCUAUAAUGUGGUGAAGAAAUCAUUGAAAAUGGAUCCUUUUUGAAUAUCACUUAUAUCAUGCUGUAUAUGACUAGGUAAACAAGAAUAAAAAGUAAUGGAAUGUAAAUGGAAUGAGUAGAAAUGGCAGUGUGGAUACACAAGGUGGAAUUUGAUCCUGUUAUCAUACCAACAGUUGCUUGUAUAUUUUCUGACUAUCAAUCUCUAAUAAGGCAGCUCUAUUUGUUGACUAUUUCUGCAAUUUGUAAAAGUACAAUCUAUGCUAAUUUAAUAAAGUGCUAAUCAUCUCUUUUUGAUUAUA
Messenger RNA from Equus quagga, 1250 nucleotides. RefSeq names its product collectrin, amino acid transport regulator (gene CLTRN). The record is from RefSeq and is a predicted model, not a curated record. Bases 1 to 576 code for a protein of 191 amino acids. The transcript has 4 exons. Lineage: Eukaryota; Metazoa; Chordata; Mammalia; Perissodactyla; Equidae.